This is a messenger RNA of Cuscuta campestris, 893 nucleotides long. The record is from the annotation of a GenBank genome assembly. NCBI's taxonomy places the organism in Eukaryota, Viridiplantae, Streptophyta, Magnoliopsida, Solanales, Convolvulaceae.
AAGGGGCUGUUUGUUUCAGCCUCUUAAUGGUUCAGAUGUCUGAAUGGUUCAGCACUUAAUGGUUCAGACUGUUUGUUUCAGCCUCUUAAUGGUUCAGAUGUCUGAAUGGUUAAGAGAUUUGCCUCUGAAUGGUUAAGUAUUAUACAGAGUCUGAAUGGUUAAGACCUCUUAUCUGAAUUGAUCAGACAUUUGCCUCUGAAUAGUUAAGCAAUAUACUAGCUCUUAAUAGUUCAGACCUCUUACUAGUUCAGACCUCUUACUUGUUCGGCACUUACCGAUUCAGAAGUUGCCAAACAGCCCCUAAGUUUAUGGGAAAGAGCAAGUAUCUUUUCAUUUCUCUAAAUUUAAAAAUAUAAGAAUAGAGCAACAAAUGGUGAUGCCCAGACACCGGGACUCGAAUCUGCAGAAGGAACUGAACCGUUACAUCCCCACAGCAGCUGCAUUUGGAGGAAUGUCGUGCAUCGGCGCAUUGACUGUGUUGGCGGACAUGAUGGGCGCCAUCGGCUCGGGAACCGGUAUUCUUCUUGCUGUCACAAUCAUCUAUCAGUAUUUUGAGACAUUUGAGAAGGAGAAAGCCACUGAGCUUGGCUUCUUGGGCUUGUGAUUCUCACCUUCUGUUUUCCAUGUCCCAAGUUGAUCUUUGGUGUGUAAUUUUUGUUUGUAUUUUUACCUUAUUUUGUAGCAUGUGCAAGUGCCAUUUCUAUACAUUGGGUUUGUUACUGGUGUAUUAUGUGUUGUGCUCUUAGUUUCUUUGCUGGUUUUUAAAAAAUCAAUCUCUCUACUGUUAUCAAAAAAAGAAUUAAUGUAGAUAUAUGAAGUGUUUAUAAUUCAUUCAAUUUUGAUGUAUAACAAUGGGCUAAAGAGAGUGAAUGGAAGAAAUGCUUUUUUAUUUU